Grus americana (Whooping crane) is the source of this 7180-nucleotide messenger RNA. It is a transcript of the gene ACER3, whose product is annotated as alkaline ceramidase 3. Gene Ontology annotation, cellular component: endoplasmic reticulum membrane. Lineage: Eukaryota; Metazoa; Chordata; Aves; Gruiformes; Gruidae. The coding region runs from base 96 to 899 and encodes 267 amino acids. Gene Ontology annotation, biological process: ceramide metabolic process; phytosphingosine biosynthetic process. The record is from RefSeq and is a predicted model, not a curated record. The transcript is spliced from 11 exons.
CCUUCGCUCGCCGCUGCCUCCGCGCUCUGGGCCCGGUCUCCUUCUCCCUCCUCCCCCUUCCCUUUGCUCCGCUCUGGCCUGAAGCGGGCGCCGCGAUGGCUCCGGCCGCCGACCGGGAGGGCUACUGGGGCCCGCCGACCUCCACCUUGGAGUGGUGCGAGGAGAACUACGCUGUCUCCUACUACAUCGCCGAGUUCUGGAACACAGUGAGUAACCUGAUUUUCAUUCUACCUCCAAUCUAUGGUGCGAUUCAGACCUAUAAAGAUGGCCUUGAAAAACGGUAUUUAGCUGCAUAUUUGUGUCUUACAGCUGUGGGAUUGGGAUCUUGGUGCUUCCACAUGACCCUGAAGUAUGAAAUGCAGCUGUUGGAUGAACUGCCAAUGAUAUACAGUUGUUGUGUGUUUGUCUACUGCCUGUAUGAGUGUUUCAAGUACAAGAACACAGUCAAUUAUCCACUGCUUUUCUUGUUAAUAACAUACAGCUUCGUGGUCAGCAUAGUUUACUUAAAUUUGAAAGAGCCUGUAUUCCAUCAGAUCAUGUAUGGAACACUAGUUUCCAUUAUAGUUCUACGAUCUGUUUAUAUAGUAUUAUGGGUAUACCCAUGGCUUAGAGGUCUAGGCUAUACAUCUUUAACUGUAUUUUUAAUGGGAUUUUUUCUCUGGAAUGUGGACAACAUUUUCUGUGAUAAAUUGAGAGCACUACGAGAGAAGAUGCCUCCUGUUGUGGGAGCUGUGACACAGUUUCAUGCGUGGUGGCAUAUUCUCACAGGCCUGGGCUCUUACCUGCAUAUCCUGCUCAGUUUAUACACAAGGACACUUUUCCUGAAACACAGACCAAAAGUGAAGUUUGUUUUUGGAAUAUGGCCUGUUCUUCUUGUGGAGCCACCCAAGAAGCUUUGACUGAGACCUAGGCAGUCCCCUGCAAUCACCUAGCCUGGCCGAAUAAAGCGAUUCAACAGUUACUAUGGCUGAAGCAUCAAAAUUGCAGAUCAAUUCAAGUACCAUUGCUAUAAAAAGACUUCUCUGUGUUACUAGGCCAGCUGGCCGGAACAGAGCAAAGAGUUGGCACACUAGGGAAAUAAUGUUUAGUACAACUUUAUUCUAAGUUGUUAAAACAAAGAUUAAGACACAAUAUUUUUAUGUAUAUAUUGUACAGCUGAUAAUACUGAGCUAAUAUUUCGUGCUGGUCACAGAAAACUAACCAUUUUUGAAGUGGAUUGUGUACAUUUUUCAUUUGGUUGUUGUUCUUUCUGUGGUUUAAACUAAUACUAGUAACUGAAUGACAAAACUGGGCCAUUGAUGGCCAAGCCUAAGCAUUUGUGUGGCCUAUAGUGAACUGAAUGCUUAACCUGAACUACUUUAAUCUUGCACUUUUAUACAAUUAAUGAAGUAUGUAAUGAUUGAUUUAGGGCUUUAUUCUCUCUUGCUUUUCCACAGCCUCCUUUGCAAUUUAUAUUUUAAGCAAAACGGUUGGGAUACCUGUGCCAUUUGGUUCAUUUUGUACCAAGCUUCCACUUUUUCUUUAGUCCAACUGAGGUACAUCAUGGAGGAUAUUCCAGGGUGUGACCCACAGAAGACACUUAAGAUGGUGAAGCAUUAUAGGGGUUCUUCUUGUGUGUGGAAACUGAAUUCCUAUGACCAGUGAUCCAUCAGGAGACUGCAGAGUGACUGUAUAAACACAAGAAACCCUUUUUUUAUUUUUUACAAUUAUUAUUUACAUGCCUCCCUUUUCUAUCCCUACUUUUUACUCCCCAUAUCCCAGUCAUACUAGAUUGACGAACACCUUAGAUGUGUGCUAGUUCAGCUUUGAAUUCAUCUCUUUCCCUUAUUUUACAAGUCUUAAAUAUUGGUCUGACUUUCAGAAGCAUGUUCUUAUUCAGAAGUAUUGAAGAAAGAAUAAGGAACAAGAUUGAUGUUGAGGAUACCCCAAAAUAUAAUUGGCAGCACUAUGAUUGCUUGUUCUUAAUCUGUCCAUCACAUGGUUACUCUGUGGGGAGUUGAUGACCACCUUUUUAAAACCAGAUUUUGGGGAUUAAUGGGGGGAAAACCCCUCUGGUUUCUGCAAUUUUUAUCUACCCAGCUGAUGAAAGUUAGUAAGUAAGCAUAAAGAAAACAUUGAACUAACACAGUUUUUCAAAAUAUACCUCAUAUUGGAGGCUGUGGUUUUGACUCUUCAGAUCUUGGGGCAACUAACAGAGUCUGUCUCUGGGCCUCCUAGCUGCCAUGCUAUGCAAUUUGUGUUUGCUUUUGAUGCUCUGAAGGAUUCAUCCUUCUUGCCCUGAAGGAAAAAAGGGAAAUGCUCAGACUGAUUAGAAAUCCCAUUCUGCAUUGAUUUAAAACGUGCCCACAGCAGCAAGGCACGGUAAUGUAGCUAUGAAGCUGUCUCCCAGAUCACCAAGUCCUGGCUAGUGUAAGCUUCCUUGCUCCAACUGCUGAAAAACUUGGACUGAAAUCUGUAUUGUACAAUCAGCGCUGACUAAAACAGUCUCCUUCCUUUAAUAUCUUUUUUUAUUCUUUUUUUCCUGUUUGCAGCUUAGCUGCAUCUUUUGUGUCCAUCAGUAGCACUCCUACUGAUGUGAAUCUCCAAAUAAAAUCGUGGCUUUUGUUAUGUGACUGACCCUGGAUUCUUGACAUUAAAAUAGACCCUUUCUUGAAUGAAAAUUUUAAAACCAGUUCCAUAGACAAAGUCAGCAUCUGUGUUGGGAAAUUUGAGUACCCUUCAGACUGAAAGAGGUUGGUAUUACUAGAGUAGAGGUAGGAAAAUGCUGUCUUGGAUCAAGUGUCUUUAAUUAUCCAGAAGGCAUAUUUUUUGUAAAGAGAUUUGAGAACUGUUUUAAAAAUGUAGCUUAAAAAUAAGUGCCUGCCUAUUCUCCUCCAGGCUCUCUAAACACAAUUCUGUACACUGUAUCUGAUUUUCUUAUUUAGUAUGUUUACAUGUUUUCAGAAGUUAGGGAAAGAGUCCUGUAAUAGAAACAGUGCAGCAACAAGACCUAUCGACAGUCACUCGUGACAUCUGCACAGUAUGGUAUUAUUUUUAAGAAAAUGAACAAAACUUUUAUUUUAGUGGCCUUAGUUUUGUUACUGGAGGAUCUGGGGGCUCUGGUUUCCCUGUAACUGCAGGAACCAGAGUGUGCUGAAAAGCCACUUUCUUGUUGGUAAGGCAUCUCUACAAUGGUAAAUUUUAAAGAAAUUUGUUUAUUCUCCUACUCAUUUACAACUGGGAAGUGUAUGUUUCUUUUCAGAUCUUGUUGAAUUAAAUUGUCAGGAUUUAAAAAAAAAAAAAAGGUUGGAAAAGCUCUUGUUUUAAUUUUACGCUGCUGUUAGCUUUUCAUUCACAUAUCAUUUGUCACUGAUGGUUUUAUCUUUAAAAGAAAUUACGCAAAUUGGCUUCUUCCUUCAUUCCAAAUGACCAAAACCAUGCACACCCCCACCACCCUUCCAGCAGUCUUUCUUUGAGUUUACGUUAGACCCUGAAGAAUGUAAUUUACAUGUGUAUCCUUCUAAGCAUAAAUAAUCUAAAAUGAUGGGUGCUUUGGUUUGACUGCCUUACUGAUCUUGUGAGUGAUAUUGAAAAUGGCAAGCCAGUUUUAACUGCAUGUCACUGAAAUUCAGACUGCCUUUUCUAGUGCCUGGAAAGACAUACAUCCUUACUCCUGUAAUGUGUUAAAUGUCUGUUAAAUUGCUUCUUAUUUAUAUCACUCGUUUGACAUGCGAAUUUUUUUCUACAAACCUUAGAGAAGCAUAUCCCAAACUUUUCUUGCACUGCAUCACAUGAGGCAGGUCAUCUUUAAUCCUAUUUUUUGAGUAGGAUUCAGACAGCAGCUACUUUAAAAGGAAUUAGGGAAGUAGCGGGUGUCUUUCAAUGUGAAUCCUGCAGGAGGUAUUGGAUUGACUUAAUAGCAAUGAACUUUUCUAUUCUUUAACAUCCAUGAACCAGGAAAUCUGCCACCUUACGACCAUUGGCUUGGCACAGAUCAGCAACAAGUAGUUCUGUAGACCAUGAGCUGAAAAAUUAUUCCUUGGAAAUAAGAGAAAAAAAGUCCAAAUUACUCUCCCAGUGCAGAUCAACACCAUACCUUAUGCCGGGAACCUAGAUUUUUCUGGAUACAGCUCAAGACGUGCAUUGCCCAGAACUGAAGAUAAGACAUGAUAAACAGAAAUCUGCCAUCAGGAGGAAUCUCAUCCACGUUUUGAAGGCAGUGUUGUUGGCCAGCAGUAUUAGUCAUCUCCGGACUUCAUUCUAAUGCUUUUUCUUUUAGCACAGGGAAGAUGUGCUUGCCCACGAGUAUUUAGAAGACUGCCCCAUAGUCAGAAUUGGAAUAUGCAGUCUAUCACUUGCCGAUCUACCUCUGUCAUGUAUUGUACUAUACCUGUGCCCUUAAUUAUAUCCGCCUGGAUGUGCAGACGUUAGAGCAGCCUGACUUAGACCGUGCAGCCCCUGAGGCUGGUAACAGUAUUGUAUUGAUCCAUGGCUGGCUGUUCGCUCUCCGUAAACAUGACUUCUAGGUUGUGCUCGGUCUGCUGUUCAACUGCGUGCAGAAGUCUGGCUGCUUUAGAAAGAGAUACGAGUAGGAGGACUUUAAUGCAGACGGGUGAAGUGAAACCUUUUUGGCAGUUAAGUUACAUCUAAAGCUAAGAUGCAAACAGUAUAACUUGUUUUACAUGAUUUUGGAAGAGAUGUGAUGGAAAAUACUGUUUUAUAAUUAAUUUUAAUUCUCUGUUAAUCUAAUAUUGUGCCAACUUGUUUGGCUGAAGAGAAAUUGUAUGAUUUGAAAUGCAGUUGAUUGUUUUGGCUGUGGUGCAGUAGCUUCCAACACUUGGUUUCGAACAGCUGAAUGAGUUUUUCAGCUAACUCCUCCAUGUGAAAAUCUUAGCAACAGAAAAUCCUCCCAGUAUCACAAAUGUUUCUCACAGUCACUACCACCUUGCUGAGUCUGCAUUCAGGAAUUUCGGUAAUACUGGGUUUUGUUUGUUCGUUGUGGGUUUUUUUUAAAACUGUUUCUCUCUGUGGAUAUAUAUUUUUGGCAUUUGAUAGCAGGUGGUGAAACAAUUCAACACAACACUGCUCAGUGGAAGACAAGCUCUAACGAAGCAGGAGACCUCAGAAUCCAGGAACACGCAUUAAUUUUGGCAGAACAUGUGCCCCAUAAUUUAAAUUAACAUAUUCAGGUAAAGCAGUUGGUUUACUUAAAAGAAACCCCAUCUGCACUUUGUAAGUAGGCAGUGGGAGGCUUUAACUGCAAGUACUGUUUAACUGUGAGACUUUAGUAUGAAGAGGGUCAACGAUGGAGUCCUUAUUACCCAUGAGAAGCGAAAGCCAGAAGGAGAUUAAGGAAUCUUACAUGGAAAGCGAGUAACAAAAGAUUAAGCACAGAAUCCCGUAAUAUUACGUCAACCACCCUCCUGAUAACUGCACUUUAGAUACUUAUGUAACGAGCCUGAAUGUAUGCUAUUUAUACAUUUAACUUUCCGUGCUGACUCUGCACUCUUUCCGACAGAAGUGAUAUAGCGUCUAUUACAUUUGGUUCAUUGUAGAUUACUUAGCUGUUCUUUUAUGAGGAUGGAACGUGACACGAAUUGUUUCGAUCAUGAAUGAAUACAUUUCUUAUCCAUCCGGAAUGUCCUCUGCCAGCUUUGAGAGUCCUUAACAUAACUACAGAGAACAUACUGUAUAACUAUUAAGGUUGGGUUUGGAUUUCUUUGUUCAGUUUCUCGUUCACGACUGCCUACGGCUGCCAAGUGCCUGAUCCCUUUGUCACAGGUCUUUUCUGAGAGCCGAGGCUGUGUUUUCUCCUGGGAUUCGUAAGACAAGGUCCUUGGUAGGUGGGAGGUCAGUUUGGUUUUUGUUAAAAAUUCUCCUUCUGUGGGAGUCACAGCACACUUUUUAGGUCCUUUCCAGAAACAUAGUUAUUUGUAGUAUGUGGCUGCCUCUGCUUGGCUCAAACUUGAGCCUGACUACCCCAUGUCCCUGCUGCUGUUGAAUCUUUUCAGAUUUUGAGGGAUUUAGCCCCACAGCUGUUGAUUUUAGUGUGUGUAGUUCCAUGACAGGCAGUGUGAGGGCGCAGCAGUCAAGCGAGCACUUUAUACUGGAGCUCCCAGCCAGAUGCUCCAAACAGGACUGGGGAUAUGGGGAUUCAUGUGGACAAUUUUGGGGGCAGGGUUGAUGCCUGAACCUCUUGCAUUACUUCAGAACUCUCCCUUUUUACUUGUUGAAGCUGUCUAGAUUUGAUUAAGCAAGUUAUUGCAGAUUUAAGAAGAACCAAGUUCAGAAUCCAGCUGAUACAAGAGCCUAAGCUAGUGCCUGCAAAAUUUUUCUGCACAUAUUUCACACAGAUUGAAUACACACAUCUGCCUGAUGUUUAGAGCAGAUUGUUGAGAUUUAACAAAUGAAAAAAUAAAUGGUCUUUUGAUUAUUUGUCCUUCAUCGCUGAAACACAUGAAUAGCUGUAAGCACAAUCUCAGAUUCUUCUUUCCCCAAAACCAUGGAACAUAGGUAUGUUCCUCUAAAGCCAAUGUUGAAUAGAGAUGGGUUUUCAUACAUGCUCAUAGCAAAUCAUGUACCAAAAUAUUUUCUAAAUUAAAGCCUUGGUCAGUUGCUGCAGAAGAAUUUUGGUUGUGUAUACUGUUGCUCCCUGGAUUUUGGAAGAGAGUAACAGUAGUUACUCCUUAGCCUGAACAGGAACUGAUUUUUCUCUUGAUCUUCCAAACUGGUGUUGACUAUUUGAUGUUGACUGUUGAACUCAGCUGAAUGCACUGAUGAUGUUUACUGUCUUAGCAAAUAACAUCUGUCCACCUGUAAUGGACAUGAAAUACCCCGCGCAUUACGUGACCAAACUUUCUAACAUUAACACUAUUAGUUCUAACGUGUGGGGUUGGUUUUUUUCCUGAAAUUCAGUGUAUUGUUGCAGAUAGGUAACGACACUGUGACAGAUGAACAGCAGUUGACUCGUAAAACACAACUGCAAUGAGCAAUGCUUAUUGACAAUUUUGAUAUACUGAACUGAUUCUUCAUACCAAACCAGCUGGUAACUAACAUUAGGCUUAUACGUAUCGGCAUAUCUUGUUUUGCAAAGCACAGUAGCUUUGAAAUAUUUAAUGUAUUUCAUUUGUUAUUCAUGCUGCAGUCAAGCACUAAUUUGUGUCUUUAUAGUUCAAAUUAUUAAAGAAUUUUGUUUUAAAUA